CCGAAACACCUUUCAUUUGAUUGCUCUGAGCUGGUGAAACUACUAACGUCAGUUUAUGUGACCAAAGAUAAUUUGUCUUCAGCAUGAAUGACAGUGAUGAUGACGAUACGCAAUUGUCAGCCCAUACUUUGGCUGCGCUGCAGGAGUUCUAUCUGGAUCAGCAGAAGAAACAAUGUGCAGAGGGCAAUAACUAUUGUGUUGGAUCUGUAGAGGAGAACUGGCAAUUGAGCCAAUUUUGGUACAGUGAUGAAACUGCUCAACGACUAGCCCAGGAGGCAAUUGAAGCUGCAGGAAGUGGUGGCAGAAUUGCUUGCAUCAGUGUCCCAAGUGUCUAUCAGAAACUGAAACAGCUUUGGAAUGAAGAAUUCUCUGCUAUAUUGUUGGAAUAUGACAGGCGGUUUUCUGCUUAUGGAAAGGAUUUUUAUUUCUACGACUAUAACAGUCCUCUGGAUCUACAUGAAGGUCUCCAUCCUCAGAGUUGUGAUUUAGUGAUAGCUGAUCCACCCUACCUUUCAGAAGAGUGUCUCAGCAAGAUGGCACUAACAGUCAAAUAUCUAACAAAAGGAAAUAUUCUUCUCUGUACUGGUGCAGUCAUGGAAGACCUGGCAGCAAAGUUACUUUCUGUGAAAAUGUGUAAAUUUCUCCCAGAGCACAACAGGAAUUUAGCAAACGAAUUUCGCUGUUAUACAAACUAUACGUCCGGAUUAGAUUUACCCUCUGUCCAUUGA
Messenger RNA from Pristis pectinata (smalltooth sawfish), 728 nucleotides. It is a transcript of the gene eef1akmt1, whose product is annotated as EEF1A lysine methyltransferase 1. NCBI's taxonomy places the organism in Eukaryota, Metazoa, Chordata, Chondrichthyes, Rhinopristiformes, Pristidae. Gene Ontology annotation, molecular function: nucleic acid binding; protein-lysine N-methyltransferase activity. The transcript is spliced from 5 exons. The record is from RefSeq and is a predicted model, not a curated record. Bases 84 to 728 code for a protein of 214 amino acids. Gene Ontology annotation, biological process: methylation.